AUGGCCACCUCGACCGCCGCCGUGCUGUCGCCACCAUCCGUGGCGGGUCUCCGCCUGGCGCCGUCCCCGCGGCAGGCGCGCCCGUCCUUCCGCUCCACGCCGGCGAGGCGACCCGUGGCGGCGCAGGCGGCACUGAGCCCGUCGCUGGUGAUCAGCCUCAGCACGGGGGUGUCGCUCUUCCUGGGCCGCUUCGUCUUCUUCAACUUCCAGCGGGAGAACGUGGCCAAGCAGGUGCCCGAGCAGAACGGCAAGACGCACUUCGAGGCCGGCGACGAGCGCGCCAAGGAGUACGCGGGGCUGCUCAAGUCCAACGACCCCGUCGGCUUCAACCUCGUCGACGUCCUCGCAUGGGGGUCGCUUGGCCACAUCGUCGCCUACUACAUCCUCGCCACCUCCAGCAACGGAUACGACCCCAGCUUCUUCUGAUCAGCUAAUGGGGCCAGCUGCUCGUUCUUGAGCUCGUUGUAAUCUACUCAGUCCGUUAAGUUCUGCGACGGUGAUGUAUCCGAUGGUGAAAGAUUGAUUAAUUUGGACAAGUAGUGCAACUGCGUGUGUAUAUUGCCGCAUGCAUCUGGUA
Phragmites australis (common reed) is the source of this 577-nucleotide messenger RNA. Its product is annotated as photosystem I reaction center subunit V, chloroplastic. The transcript has a single exon. The record is from RefSeq and is a predicted model, not a curated record. Gene Ontology annotation, biological process: photosynthesis. Gene Ontology annotation, cellular component: photosystem I; chloroplast thylakoid membrane. Bases 1 to 426 code for a protein of 141 amino acids. NCBI's taxonomy places the organism in Eukaryota, Viridiplantae, Streptophyta, Magnoliopsida, Poales, Poaceae.